AGAACUAUUUUACUAAUUACACAACUGCGGAACAAAGCAUUUCAAACACUUCCUUGCAGGCAACCUUGGUAUUGGCUCAUUAGAUUAUUAUAGUUAUCUGAAUCACAGUGGUUGUUAUAAAAUCGAUGGUACGGAUGACGCCAAAGAAUUCAAGCAGACCUUGCACGCGAUGGAGGUAAUUGGCAUAGAUGUGGAAUCGCAGAUGCAAAUUUUGCAACUUGUUGCCGCUAUAAUGCAUAUUGGAAACAUCACUUUCACUGAAAACAACAAUUUUGCGGCAUUCCCAGCUUAUUUGCUGGGACUGAAAGCGUCUGCAAUCCGUGAGAAGUUAAUUAGUCGACAUAUGGAAAGUAAAUGGGGCAAGCAAACAGAGCAGAUCAACGUGACGCUGAAUGUCGAGCAAGCUGAGUUCACGCGUGACGCCUGGACGAAAGAUCUGUACGCUCGCUUAUUCGACUUUUUGAUUGCAUCAGUGAAUCAGGGAAUGAGGAUCUCAUCGCGACUAUCUGGGAUGCCAUUGUCCAUCGGUAUUCUCGAUAUCUAUGGCUUUGAAAUAUUUGACAACAAUGGCUUCGAACAAUUCUGCAUAAACUUUGUGAACGAGAAAUUACAACAAAUCUUUAUUGAAUUGACGCUAAAGGCGGAGCAGGAAGAAUAUGUCAGUGAAGGCAUCCGAUGGACGCCAAUUCACUUUUUCAAUAAUAAAGUGGUCUGCGAUCUGAUUGAGGCACGAAAACCGCCAGGUACUUUCUACGAUUUAUGAAG
Molecule: messenger RNA, 765 nt
Organism: Gongylonema pulchrum
Lineage: Eukaryota; Metazoa; Nematoda; Chromadorea; Rhabditida; Gongylonematidae
Source: the annotation of a GenBank genome assembly